Pomacea canaliculata is the source of this 486-nucleotide messenger RNA. Its product is annotated as protamine-like. Lineage: Eukaryota; Metazoa; Mollusca; Gastropoda; Architaenioglossa; Ampullariidae. The record is from RefSeq and is a predicted model, not a curated record. The transcript has a single exon. The coding region runs from base 1 to 486 and encodes 161 amino acids.
AUGCGGAUGCAGAACGGCAAGGCUACUCGGACCGUCUGCGCCCGAAGUCCGAAGCCCAAGGCCGGGGUAUCAACCAAGCUGACGGUGAAGACGAUCACUUCAGUCCUUGCACGGCUGCGGGACCGCGGUGGAUCACGCUACACGGACAUCAAGAAUGCCAUCGCCCAAGAGACGGGCGUGGAGCCCAGCUUCUUCGAGCUGAAGGCGCUCAUAUUGCGGGGCAUGAAGGAAGGAGUCAUCCGGCAAAAUAGCGACGGUCGCUUUCUUCUGCGCCUGACCAAGAUGUUAAAUCGCAAAUCGCGCAUGAGCAGCAGCGCCAUCACCAACGGCGGCGGUCGACAGGGCUGCGGAAGACGGCGGCGGAGUCGACGGAGAAGCGGGAGACGGCGGCGUCGUCGUCGUCGUCGACGAAGCAGAAGACGACGACGGCGAAGCCGACGCAGACGACGUAGCAGAAGGAGGAGGAGAAGAAGGAGAAGGCGAUAA